Molecule: messenger RNA, 2276 nt
Organism: Polyodon spathula (Mississippi paddlefish)
Lineage: Eukaryota; Metazoa; Chordata; Actinopteri; Acipenseriformes; Polyodontidae
Product: nck-associated protein 1-like
Exons: 15
Biological process (GO): cell projection assembly; neuron projection morphogenesis; cell migration
Cellular component (GO): SCAR complex
Source: RefSeq, a predicted model, not a curated record
AUCUCCUUCCCUCUGCUCUGCUCCCACUUCAGCAAAUGCACACACAACAUGUGCCCUGAAGAGCUCCCUCUCCUGGAGAAGAAGAGCCUUCAUUUCUGCAUCAGCUUCCUGGAGGAGAUCGCCAGGCAGACCACCACCAUCGCCAUGGAUAUCUGUGCAGAGCAGCGGAACCUCAGUGACAAGCUGCUGCCUAAGCACUGUGCCCAGACCAUCAGCAAGGCUCGGAACAAGCAGCAGAAGAAACAGGCAGCCAAGAGGGGCGAGCUGCAGCACGAGAAGCCCGGGGCGGAGAGUGAGAGGAAGGACAGAGCCGUCGUCACCAACAUGGAUAAGCUGCACCUGGCCCUGACAGAGCUGUGCUUCACGUUUAACUACUCUUCUCAUUUCACUGUGUGGGAGCACGUCGUAAUCCCUGCAGAGUUCCUGCUCACACAACUGGAAACUCGACUCUCCAAGACCAUCGUGGGCAUGGUGAACUACAACCAGACCACGCAGGAGAUCAGCCGCCCCUCUGAGCUGCUGGCGAGCAUCCGCGCCUACGUGGAGUCUCUGCACACACUCUCCAGCUACAUCAACAUAGACGUGACACGCCUGGUCAAAAACGUGUUGCUGCAGCAGACCCAGCCACUGGACAGUCUGGGGGAACAGACCAUCACCACCCUCUACACAAACUGGUACCUGGAGGGGCUGCUGAGGCAGGCAAGCAACGGCACGAUCACCCACUCCCCCACCAUGAGAGCGUUCAUGAGCCAGCCGAGCGAGAACGAGCAGAGCUUCAGCGCACAGGAGUACUCCGACAUCUGUGAACUGCAGGCUCUGUCAGAACUGAUAGGUCCCUAUGGGAUGAAGUUUCUGGGUGAAAAUCUCAUGUGGCACAUCACCUCCCAAGUCAGUGAGCUCAAGAAACUCAUAAUCGAGAACAUGGACGUUUUAGUGCAGAUGAGAUCCAAAUUCGACAGACCAGAGGAGAUGGUUGCCCUUCGUAAGAGACUGCCCGCUUGUGAGAACGUUCUGAAGAGGAUGACCAUCAUCGGGGUCAUCCUUUCCUUCCGCGCAAUGACCCAGGACACACUCCGAGACGUGUUACACAAACACUGCCCCUACCUCGCGGGACCCAUCGAGUGCCUGCGGGAUUUCAUCACACCAGACACGGACAUCAAGGUGACUCUGAGCGUGUUUGAGCUAGCCUCUGCGGCCGGCAUCCCAUGUGAAAUCGACCCUGCACUGGUGUCAGCGCUCAACAACAUGCGCACACAGAACUCCUCGGCGGACGAGGAAUACAAGCUGGCCUGCCUGCUGCUGGUGUACAUCGCCGUGUCCCUGCCCGUCCUGGCAUUCGAUCCCGGCUCCGUCUACAGCCGGCAGUUUGGAGGACACACCAACAACAUCCACUGCAUAGCUGUGGCCGUCAACCAGCUGGCUGCAGCAAUGCUCACCACCCUGAACAAGAACAUCGAGGAGCAACUCAAAGAGUUCCUUCUGAUUGCCUCAUCCACUCUGCUGCAGCUUGGCCAGAACGUGGAGGGACUUGAGAGCAAAAACAGAGACUCCAUUUACCUGCUGCUGCACCUGAUUGUGGAGGAGUCCCCCUUCCUCACUCAGGACAUGCUGGAGAGCUGCUUUCCCUACGUGCUGCUGCGCAACUCGUACCGAGACGUUUACCAGGCCUUCCCGAUCACGCUGGGGUGAAGACAGCGCCCACAGUCUCUAGAGGCCCUGGUCAGGACAGAAGCUUCCUGCUACCAGCCCUGACCCCAGUGAGCAGACUGCCCUGCGAGCUCAGUGCGCCCUGCCUGAGCCUGGGGUCUCUGCUCCAAUUGAGCUCAGGUGUAACUCAUUCAAUGUAGAGUAAAACCUGCCAAUGUUUAAACUGCUUUGCAAUGAGGGUUUAGCGUCCCGAGCUCACUGAAGCUUGUUUAAUGUUAGGAAUCUUUCAAAGAAAUCCCAGGGUACCUACCAUGUGCGGCCACUUGGUGGCACUGCAGUGUGUAAUAAUCCCAUCGGAAUCCAAAGUAAACAAUAACACUUUGAAGGAUAGUGGAUUUUAGCAGCAAUAUAUAAAUGUUAUAUGCAUAUAUAGUACUCUCACAGGUCUAAUUGUAGCUUAUAAACUGCCAAUCUCUUUGCUCAAUGCUAACAAUUAAAAUAAUAAUAAUAAUAAUAAUAAUAAUAAUAAUUAAUAAAAAUACAUCAGCAGUUAAGAUACAGCUGGCCUGAAAGCAUGCACUGUAAUAUAUUCUAAAGAUGUUUAAUCAAUAAUAAACUGGUGUUAUUAA